This is a messenger RNA of Rotaria sp. Silwood1, 1317 nucleotides long. The record is from the annotation of a GenBank genome assembly. Lineage: Eukaryota; Metazoa; Rotifera; Eurotatoria; Philodinida; Philodinidae.
AUGAGAGUAUCACCUAAUUCGACCUCACCUAAACAACAAUUAAUAGCUCAAGACAGUAAUGAUGGUAGUGGUAUCACUAGCUCAUUGACGCGUGAUCUAUCAAUCAUAUCAACAAAUGAGAUUCAAUUUCCAAAAUUAUUAGAAAACGAUGGUGAAGUUGAAGAACAAACACUCAUGCAGGUUGAAAUUGUUAAUGAUGAUUUUUUAAGAAAGUCACGUCGUUCAGAAUUGGCUAGUAAAAGCACAUGUUUAACACGAAGAUGGCAAACAGCACUUGUAACAUGUUUAGUUUUAUUAGGGCUAGCUGGAGGCAUUGGUGGUCUUGCUUAUUGGAUAGCAUCACCCAGAGUAAUAACGCAACCAUAUCUACUCUACGGUGAGUCAUGUUAUAUGAAUUCUCGUUCAUGCGAUGCUACACGUAUGCUUUGGUGUCCUGCUGGUACAUGUAUAUGUAUGGGUGAUUUUCAAUGGAAUACAACAGCACAAAAUUGUUCGUGUGGUCAAUAUCAAAUAUGGAAUGAUAUUAAAUGUCAAGAUUAUGGUUAUUAUGGAGAUCCUUGUAAUAGUGUGGCUUGUCGACCCACUUUAACGUGUGAAGUCGUUACCAAUCAAACAUAUACAACUGGGCAAGAUAUAUGUGUCUGUGAUAAUACUACUUAUUUGGAUACAACAUCUGGUAGUGCGACUCAAGGUCAAUGUAUUGCUCGAUUAACAUAUAAUGCUAGUUGUAAAACAAAGUUUGAUUGUCAAGAUUGGUUAGGACUUUCUUGUACUAAUACUUCUACAGGUUCAAGAUGUCGAUGUGGUUCAACAGCUUAUUGGGGCGGAUCUAUUUGUGUACAAAAUGCUCUUGGAUGGGAAUCAUGUAAUACUACAGUACCAUGUGAUACUACAAGGAGUCUAUCGUGUGUAUCAUCUAUAUGUGAAUGUGAUCAAUAUAGUUAUUGGGAUAAUGUAACAACAUUAUGGUGUCAACAAAAAAAAACUUAUGCUGCAUCUUGUCAAUAUGAUUUUCAAUGUAAUACAACAGUUAAUCUGUCUUGUCCAGCAACAAGUACUGGUUGUAAUUGUUAUGCAACAUCAUUAGCAUAUAUGUGUGAUUGUCAAGUGGGUUCUUUUUGGGAUGGACAGCGAUGCACAAGUCAACAUUCAUUUAAUGGAACAUGUCCAGGACAAUAUGCUUGUUCAAGUAAUCUUGUAUGUUACUUAGGACACUGUAUUUGUCCAGGAAAUAUGAUAUGGAAUAAUUCGACACCCAAUGCUUGUAAUUGUACUGUGGGAACUUCAUGGGAUAGUACGAGUAAUAGCUGCAUUUAA